Messenger RNA from Nilaparvata lugens (brown planthopper), 3339 nucleotides. It is a transcript of the gene m-cup, whose product is annotated as protein fem-1 homolog CG6966. The transcript has 6 exons. The record is from RefSeq and is a predicted model, not a curated record. Lineage: Eukaryota; Metazoa; Arthropoda; Insecta; Hemiptera; Delphacidae. Bases 286 to 2244 code for a protein of 652 amino acids. Gene Ontology annotation, molecular function: protein binding.
UGUAUUCAUUUCAUUCUAAAAGUAGCAGCACAGCACAGUGGUAGCAGCAGCAGGUAGCAGCAGAAAGAAGUAGAAGCACUUAGAAGGUGCUAUUGCUUUAGAUUAAAAAUUUGUUCAUACCUGUAGUUUAUAUUUUUCCUCUUAUUUAAAGACACUAUCUUGCUUAUUAUCUUGUUUUAAUCAACUCAGUGUUGUGAAUUUUGCAGUGUUAGUACAGUAUGAUGGACUAAUCAAUCUUUGCGCAAUCUGCAUUAUCAGAGCAGGGACAGAGCAGACAGCUGUAGAAUGUUGCGGGAAAAGGAGGUGUCGACUGAGAAGAGAGAAGUGAAGCACUAUUUGUCGCACGAGCUGAUGCAAGAGGUGAAGCAGGCGUCGCCGGGUUCAAGGUUGUCACUUCCUCUGCGCAUCAACCUGGAGCGCUACAGUGUUUCCGACAGGCGCGAGAUCGUGGCCAAGGUGGAGGGUGGCUGUGCACCGCUGUUCGUCGCCUGUCGACGAGGCAACGUUGAGACGGUGGAGUAUCUGGUGGUGAAGUGUCACGCCAACAUAGAGCAGAGGGGCGUGUACGAGGUGCCCGAAGACAGGUCGGUGCACUAUGCGACUCCGCUGUGGUGUGCGGCCGUGUCGGGCAAGCUAUCUGUGGUGAAGAGGCUGGUGCAGCUGGGAGCCGAUGUGAACGCGUCCUCAGACACAGGCUCGACCGCAGUGCGAAGCGCCUGCUUCAUGACGCACAUCGAAAUCGUCACCUACCUGGUCGAGAGUGGCGCCGACAUCCUCAAGUCGAACCACAGCGGCGGCACCUGUCUGAUCAACUCCAUUCAGAACAUCCAGCUGUGCACUUUCCUUCUUGAGCAUGGCGCCUCUGUCAAUGCCAGCGACAUUCAGAACAAGACCGCCCUGCACUAUGCCAUCUCCGAGCACCGGACCGAAACCACCAAGCUGCUGCUACGUUAUGGCGCCGACCCUUUCUUGAAGAGCAUCUGUAACGACGAUGCACUGCAGACCGCCUGCCUCAAGGGUGACGCCGAGAUAUUCCACUACCUCAUUAACACCAUAGAGUAUCCGCCAUCCAGGAUUGCCGAUGCCUACGAACUCUUGGGAUCAACCUUCCUCGAUGAACAAUUGAGAACUCAGUUGACAUUACAACAGUGGAGGAUGGCAAUAAACUAUCGCAAACAGAAUGGAGAGGAUGGUAAGCCAUUACCAAAACUCCCUCACAUCCCACCGUCGGAGACAUUCAAUUACGCUGAAGAAUUCACAACUGAGAAGGAUCUUGAAAUGAUGGCUUACGAUGUUGAUGCUUUGAAAACACAAAGCCUGCUGAUUUGUGAACGUGUUCUUGGUGGACAACAUAAGGAUACACUGUUCAGGCUGAUGUAUCGUGGAGCCGCCUAUGCUGACGACUCUCGAUUUCAGUGCUGUAUCAAUUUGUGGAGGAAGGCCUUGGAGCUAAGGGUGGCAAAAGAUUCUGUGCUGUUUAGUGAUACAUGCUUCACUGCGCAAGCUCUUGUCAGGCAAUAUUUCGAUCUGAACGAAAGAAGCGCUGCUGGCAGGGCAGGCUGUGAAGAUAGACUCAGGUUCAAAGAUGUCCUGGCCACUUUCUACCUGCUCACUGAUAGAAUCCCCGAUUGCCAGCGGCUGCUCAGUUUGAGGCCUGUUUUCAAACGCCAGCAAGAGAGCUACGAUCGUAUACUCAAGUGUAUUACAUAUCUGAUCUACUUGAUGGUCGAGAUGGGACGCUGCGAAGAAAAGUACAAUAUCGUCUACUCUGCCGUGAAGAAGCUGGUCCAGCUAAAUCCUCAUUCCGUGUUAACCGGCGAUACUAUUCUCCAUCUUUUCCUGUCUCGUAUGAACACCAUUAAAAGCACUUUCUACUUCUUGAAAAACAACCAGCUAAUCUUCCCGAAUAUACCUGUGAUAAACUUGCUCAUCGAAUGUGGAGCGCCUAUUAAUGCACGCAAUUUCUCUCACUCUACACCUCUGCAUAUUGCGGCUAAACAAUACAAUUUUGAUGCUCCAACAGUUCAACUACUGCUGGAUAGUGGAGCACAUCUUGAUAUGCCCAACAAAAAAGGUGAAACACCAGCCAAUUUGAUUGUCGAAAAUACUGAAUCUACGAUUGCUCUGGUACCGUAUAUCUCUCUUCAAUGUUUAGCUGCAACCGUUAUUGUAAAAAAUCGAAUACCAUACGUUGGAGAAGUAUCAGUUCAGCUCGAGAAUUUCGUGAGACUGCAUGGAAAAUAAAAUGAAAAUAUCGUUUAAUUGAGGACCAAGUCCCCUCUUCCACUUAACCUUGAUAAUAGUUAUCGCAACACUACUUAUCGAUGUCAAACACUACUUAUCGAUGUCAAACACUACUUAACACAUCUCGAUGUCAAAACGUACUAUAAAAGAAUCUAAUAAUUUAAAAAUAUCCAAAUAAUAUUAAGAAGGACGUAGCAGUUGAAUUGCUUAUUUUUGGGGAUGAAGAAACUCACCCCGAAUCAUAGAAGUUUAUUUGUGUUUCCAAUGCUAUUCAUACUGUAUUAAAUUGUCGAGAAAAUGAAUUAGAAACGAAUGAGAAUAGGAACAGAUUUGAAGGAAAAACAUCAUGAUAAUCUGAGCAUGGGGUUGCACGUUAGAUUGGAUUCAUUUGGUAUGUAGCCUAGGCUACUUGUAUUCUGAUUUGUCUUCAUUUUUACUUAAUCAUUGCACUACAAAAUUCAAGUAUUUAGAAUUUACGAAGAUUUUUUUUUAUUUUUAUUCAUUUAUUUAUUUAUUUUACUUAUUUAUUUUUAAAUUUACGAAUUUACUCUAGGGCGGCCACUAACGACAGGGCAAGUAUGUUGAACAUGUGUGUACUCACAUCGUCAUGCAUUGUUGUGUCAUCACAGCGAAAGGCUUCAAACAAAGUUUUUGAGGUUAGGUUUUUGUAUCUUCGAUUUUUUGUUGUUUUUACUUCUCUGCUCUAUUUGAGGUAAAAUUAUUUUUGUAUCAUAUAAUUUCCAAUUGUUUACUUGCUUACUUAAUUUUCGCUGUUUAUUUUAUGUUAGAAGCUGCUGUCGAACAGUUUUUUUUUUGUUCGAAGCCUCUCGCUCAUGACACUUACUACCUCUUGUGUGUAGUGUGUACACACAUGCUCAACACACUUAUCCUAACGUUAGUGGCCACCCUAAAGCUUUAAAAUAGUGUAAUCAACUGCUUACUGACUAUAAUUCAAAAAUAUAUAUUGUAAUAUAUUAUUGUCAAUGCAAUUUAUGUAUAUUUGAAUGUAAUUAACUUAUAAGUGUAAUAUACCAAUAUAAAUGAUGAACUUGAUGUUAAAUGUACUUAAAGAAUACAGUCACUUGUUCAAUACAA